CAACCUCUCUCAUCAGUUCUCCAAGCACUGCCCCCUUCCUUCCAUCGCCUCCAUCUCUCGAUGGCAUCCACCAUUUCGAUACCGAAUCCACCUCUCACCUCGCACAAAAUUCGCACUCGCCGGCGUCCCAUCUCCGCCUCGGUCGCCUCCACGUCCACCGUCGCAGCCCGGCCACUGACAUCGACCGCCGCUCCCUCCUCCAUCGCACUUAAAACCACCGCCGCCACGGUGGGUGCCAAGACCCCUCUCGCUUGCAUGUGGAGGGAAAUCCAGGGCGCCGAAGACUGGGACGACCUCGUCCAGCCGCUGCACCCCCUCCUCCGCGAGGAGAUCGUGCGGUACGGCGAGUCCGUCGCCGCGUGCUACAAGGUGUUCGACCUCGACCCCAGCUCCAAGCGCUACCUCAACUGCAAGUACGGCAAGAACAGCAUGCUACGAGAGAUCGGCAUGGCCAGCUCGGGUUACGAGGUCACCAAGUACAUCUACGCCACCCCGGACAUCAGCAUCCCCACCCAGACCGGCACCUGCUGCAGCCGGUGGAUCGGGUACGUCUCCGUCUCCGGCGACGAGGAGGCUCGGAGGCUCGGACGGAGGGACAUCCUGGUGUCCUUCCGUGGGACGGUGACCAACACCGAGUGGAUCGCCAACUUCAUGAGCUCCCUCACCCCCGCGAGACUCGACCCCCAUGACCCCCGCCCCGACGUCAAGGUCGAAUCCGGCUUCCUCAGCCUCUACACAUCGGAUGACAGCAGUUGCAAGUUCAGCAGUGGGAGUUGCAGACAACAGCUACUAUCCGAGGUUUCUCGGAUCGUUAACAAGUAUAAAGAUGAGGAGCUGAGCAUUACUUUGGCCGGACACAGCAUGGGAAGCUCUUUAGCACUUCUACUUGGCUACGACCUCGCCGAGCUUGGAUUAAAUAGGAAUGGAUCCAAUCGAGAGGUGCCCAUCACGGUGUACUCGUUCGGUGGUCCACGGGUGGGCAAUUCGGGCUUCAAGGAGAGGUGCGAAGAGCUCGGAGUGAAGGUAUUGAGAGUGGUUAAUGUCAACGAUCCCGUCACGAAGCUGCCCGGGGUUUUUCUCAAUGAGAAUUGCCGGGUCUUGGCGGGGAGAUUCGAGCUGCCGUGGAGCUGCUCGUGCUAUGCUCAUGUCGGAGUAGAGCUGGCUCUCGACUUCUUUAAGAUGAGGAAUCCUGCAUGCGUUCAUGACUUGGAUGCUUACAUCGGGCUAUUGAAGGGCCCGAAGAUGGCACAGGUUAAGAAGGAUGGGGAGAAUCUUCUCAACAAGGCAAAGAAAUUUCUAAGCUCACAAAAUCUCACCGUGUGGCAGUGGCAAGAUGCCGCAAGGCAUGUUGGUGAUUUGGUGCAAUCGCUGGGAAUAUGAAGCCUGACAAAUUAAAACCAAGGCUUCGUGGCAGAUGAUCCACUGAUCGAUCCUUGUAUAUUUUGACAUACAGAAAACCCAUUCUUUUUUUGGUAGAUAAAAAGAAAACCCAUUCUUUGAUAUUGUUACAUUCUAAAGGAAUUUUUUGUAACCUUUAGAUUGAAGAGAAUAUAUAACA
Elaeis guineensis (African oil palm) is the source of this 1558-nucleotide messenger RNA. RefSeq names its product phospholipase A1-Ialpha2, chloroplastic. Gene Ontology annotation, biological process: lipid metabolic process. Gene Ontology annotation, molecular function: glycerophospholipid phospholipase A1 activity. The record is from RefSeq and is a predicted model, not a curated record. Lineage: Eukaryota; Viridiplantae; Streptophyta; Magnoliopsida; Arecales; Arecaceae. Gene Ontology annotation, cellular component: chloroplast.